GGCCAUAUUGGCGGCAGGUCCUGGACCCUGGUGGUUUCUCUUCCCGGACCCCUCCAUUCUUGGAGUCCUUUUUCCGGAAUUGUAUAUAAAGAUCAGAUAAAAGAUGUCUCGAAGAUAUGACUCCCGGACUACUAUAUUUUCUCCAGAAGGUCGUCUGUACCAAGUUGAAUAUGCCAUGGAAGCUAUUGGACAUGCAGGCACCUGUUUGGGGAUUUUAGCAAACGAUGGUGUUUUGCUUGCAGCAGAGAGACGCAACAUACACAAGCUUCUCGAUGAAGUCUUUUUCUCUGAAAAAAUUUAUAAACUCAAUGAGGACAUGGCUUGCAGCGUGGCAGGAAUAACUUCUGAUGCAAAUGUUCUGACUAACGAACUGAGGCUCAUUGCUCAAAGGUAUUUAUUACAGUAUCAGGAACCAAUUCCCUGUGAGCAGUUGGUUACAGCACUGUGUGAUAUCAAACAAGCUUAUACGCAGUUUGGAGGAAAACGACCCUUUGGUGUUUCAUUGUUGUACAUUGGCUGGGAUAAGCACUAUGGCUUUCAGCUCUAUCAGAGUGAUCCUAGCGGAAAUUAUGGAGGAUGGAAAGCCACAUGCAUUGGAAAUAAUAGCGCUGCAGCUGUGUCAAUGUUAAAGCAAGACUACAAAGAAGGAGAAAUGACUUUGAAGUCAGCACUUGCUUUAGCUAUCAAAGUUCUAAAUAAAACCAUGGAUGUUAGUAAACUUUCUGCUGAAAAAGUGGAAAUUGCCACGCUGACAAGAGAGAAUGGAAAGACGGUCAUCAGAGUUCUCAAACAGAAGGAAGUGGAGCAGUUGAUCAAAAAGCAUGAGGAAGAAGAAGCUAAAGCUGAACGAGAAAAGAAAGAAAAAGAACAGAAAGAAAAGGAUAAAUAGACAACAAAACCAGCUUUUCUAAUUCAUUAGGGAACCAUUUCAGAGUAAAAGUUGUCCUACUGUUCCACACUGAGAAAGCUUUGACUUUUUUUUAAACUUGUAUAGUGGGAAAAUAGGACAUUGCCAACUGAAUUGGGUCCUUGUUGCUGUCCAGUUGAAUACUCUUCAUGGACAUCCUAAUCAUCUUCUACCCUGUUUUUGGAAUAAAACUUGGAAAGAAUGGAAAUUGUGAAG
Molecule: messenger RNA, 1123 nt
Organism: Condylura cristata (star-nosed mole)
Lineage: Eukaryota; Metazoa; Chordata; Mammalia; Eulipotyphla; Talpidae
Gene: PSMA4
Product: proteasome (prosome, macropain) subunit, alpha type, 4
Exons: 9
Coding region: 104-889 (261 amino acids)
Biological process (GO): ubiquitin-dependent protein catabolic process
Cellular component (GO): proteasome core complex, alpha-subunit complex; cytosol; proteasome core complex
Source: RefSeq, a predicted model, not a curated record